GUGUGGAAAGUGGAAAUUUGGAGCUAGCAUUGUCGCUGUUUGCAGAAAUGAAAAAAUAUCAGAUACGCCCAAAUUUUGUGACAUAUAAUACAAUUCUGAGGGCUCGUAGUAGAUACGGUUCUGUGAGCGAAGUGCAACAAUGCCUGGCUAUAUACCGGGACAUGCGGAAUGCGGGGUAUACCAGCACAUGUUUGGGUUGUCAUGAACAAGUACAUUUUGCUAAUUAUGAUUUAUUUUGCAGUUACAAAUCUAAUGAUCGUUUCCUAGAGCAACUGAUUGAGGAGUGGUGUGAAGGAGUUAUACAAGACAGCAAUGCCAAACAAGGAGAGUUCAGUUCCCACGACAAAACUGACAUAGGGAGACCUGGAAGUCUGCUGCUUGAAAAAGUUGCAGAACACUUGCAAAAACGUACUGCCGAAACCUUAGCAGUUGACCUUCAAGGACUGACAAAGGUUGAAGCUCGGAUUGUUCUUCUUGCAGUUCUACGAAUGAUCAAAGAGAACUACAGCUCAGGGCAUUCAGUAAAAGAAGACAUGCUGAUUGUUGUAGGAGUCCACGAUGUUGAUGGAGGCUCAACUACACAGAAUUUAGAGGUGAAAGAUGCAAUAACGAAACUUCUGCGGGAUGAAUUGGGGCUCAAGGUUCUUGCAACAGUACCUAAAACGGGACUUGAUACGACAAUAGAACCGGAGAACAUUACUGAUUCAGAUCAAGAGUCAGAAGAGAUGACAAGUAGGACCGAAUUAACGACUGACUUGAUAUAUUCCACCAGACGACCCGUUGCACUAGAAAGGCUAAAGGUAACCAGGGGAUCGUUGCUACAGUGGCUGCGGAAAAGAAGUGCCCCUAGAAGGUGACUGCUUCAAUUUAUGAAUUCAAACUUGUACAUGUUACUAUAACAACCAAUAAUUAUUCUUUUUUACUUGUGUAUACUGGUACCGCUGAAUAAGCCUGUAUUGUACUGGUAUCGCAUGUAAAUUAUACACAACGGGCAGAUGUAAUCCGCAGAAGCAAUGAAAUAAGCUUUUUAUCCUUCA
Messenger RNA from Pyrus x bretschneideri (Chinese white pear), 1037 nucleotides. RefSeq names its product pentatricopeptide repeat-containing protein At5g02830, chloroplastic-like. NCBI's taxonomy places the organism in Eukaryota, Viridiplantae, Streptophyta, Magnoliopsida, Rosales, Rosaceae. Bases 48 to 857 code for a protein of 269 amino acids. The record is from RefSeq and is a predicted model, not a curated record. Gene Ontology annotation, molecular function: protein binding. The transcript has 4 exons.